AUGGCGGCCCCGAGUCGAUGGGGCUCGUUUCUCUCCCAGGCCGUGGCCGGAGUAGAGGCGCGCCUGGACACCAUUCUCGCCGACAAUGACGAAGGCGCAGCGCAACAAAAGGAGCCCAAGCCAACGAUACCCGCAUCGUCGGCUAAGCAGAGUCCCGGUCCCUCCCGAACUGCCUCGACCGCCCGCACCAAUGAUCGUCUUCAAGAAAGGCUUGCAAGGGCCAUGGCUGCAAAAGCAGCUGCUCGAAGUUCAAUAUCUACGCAAGGCAGCCCGCGCCAGAGUCUAGAUACGCCGACCCGCGACUCUACUGACAGUGUAGACCGCCCGAGCCCAGCAGCGAAGGACUCUGCCAGGAAAACCCCCUCCCCACGAGGCUCGCAGGAUGUUGCAAGGGAUCAAGAAGAUACAAGUCCAGCACGGGCGGCGGGGGAAGAAGAGCCCGUCAAUGGUGAAAAAGAGGCGCAAGGGCAGGGGAAGGAGGGUUCUGGGGCAAGUAGUUCGGCCGACCUGACAUUACCGGUAGCAUCACUACCGGUAACAUCACCCCCAACAAGCGGUGUAGCCCUGGCACUCCCGGGACCCGACGCAGAGACGGACACGAAGACGACAUCUGAGGGCGCCGGAAACGAGGGGCUGGUGAGGGAUGGCGACCAGGCUCUCGAAGACUCCCAACUGCAACACCAGGUGGAGAUACACGGUUAUGUCGAGCGCAUUGACGCCCUGGAGGCCAAGCUGCAGUUUCUUGCGCGCGAAGCCACAGAAGCGGCAAGAAAAGCCGCUUUAGCUGCGCCGGCGGGGAGCCUCGAAAAGAAGCUUGCCGAAAAGGACCAGCAGAUUGCGCAGCUGAUGGAGGAGGGCAAGAACCUGGCGAGCGCAGACCACAAACAACGUGCCCUUGUGAAGAAACUGCGCGCAACUAUCGCCGAGAAUGUGAAGGAGCUGGGCUCUCUAAGGGCAGCCAAGGACAAGUCCGACAAGGAGAUUGAAAGUUUGCGCAGCCGUGCCCGCCGAGCCGACCAACUCGAGAAGACAUGUGAUGACCUUCAGAAGCGCUUUGAUCAGACACAGAAAGAACUCAGCACUCUGCGGCCAGAAAUCCACUCCAAGGACAGCACCAUCGCAGAACUUCGAAUUCGAUUCCAAAAGGCGACCGAGCAAGCAGAUGCCAUGGCGACCAGGGUGAACAGCCAAGCACGGGAGCAGGACAAGCGGCGUAUUGCAGACCUGGAAGAGGAAGUGGCCGCGCUGAGAGUCGAAAAGAACCUCAUCGCUGACCGCGGCAAAGCGCAAGCCGCCGAUCUGCGUGAAAAAGCCGAGCGUGCUAAUGAGCGGGCGCGGGCGUUGGAGCUCGAGCUCAAGGCCGAGGUACAGGUGAUGGAGGGCAAGCUCGAGGCAAUGAGAAUGCGGGCCGAGGAGGCCUCGUCGGGUGCCGCUGGCGAUUCGCAGGCUAAGCUGCUGCGCCAGGUUGAGACGUUACAAACACAGUACUCCAUCGCAAGCGAAAACUGGCAGGGGAUCGAGACGACGCUUCUGGCGCGGAUCGCCAGUCUUGAGAAAGAGCGGGAUGAGGCGCUGCAGAGGGAAUCUGACUUGCGGAGAAAGGCGAGGGAAGCUGCUGUCCGCGCAAAGCGCCAGGAGGAGGAAUUGGAAGAUGCCAAGGCCAAGAUCCCUACAAUUCAACAAGACAUCAGGUCGUACCAGGCCCAGCUCGAAUCCCUCAAGAAGCGGGCCGAAGAAGCCGAAUCAGCACUUGAGAAAGCCAAAGCCGAGUUCGAAAAGCAGAAACAAUUAUGGGAAGCCGAAAGAGAAGACCGCCAGCUCCGCGAACAACCAGAACGGCCCCGAUCCUGGUUGGAGGGCCUGCCGGGCGGCUCGUUCCUCAAGCCCGACAGCCGUCCCGCCUCACCACAGCUAACCAACCCCCAACGAACUUUCAGCACAGACUACCUCAGCAUCUCAGCCCUCACUAGCAAAGCUCGCAAGGUCUCGGCCCCUUCCAGCAACAGCGAAGCCGGAGCCAGCGGCUUUUCCCGCCGCCCGUCGGCGCAGCCGCCCCAGAGCAGACCAACCCUCUCAUCCAACCCCAGCGGAAGCGCCGGUGGCGUCUUCAGUCCGCUCUCCCUCUUUAGCCCCACCUCGCCGGACGUUCCCCACAACGGCAUGACUGCCCUCAGCAUGGGCAGCCCCCUCGAUAGGGAAGUCCAGCGUGGCGAGGACGCGUUUGAGGGCUCUAUGCUUCCCGAGCGGUCGGCGUCGCCGCAGCAGGUGCUGCAGGACAUGGUGUCGGUGUCGACGGUGGCCGCGGGGCCGUCGGUGCAGCUGGUUGAGCGCAUGAGCGCGGCGAUCCGAAGGCUCGAGAGCGAGAAGGUGGCUGCCAAGGAAGAGCUGGCCAGGAUAUCGCGGCAGAGGGACGACGCCAGGGCCGAAAUUGUCGCGCUUAUGAGGGAGGUGGAGGCGGGCAAGGCGGCGGGGAAGAGGGUGGAGGCUCUGGAGGCCGAGGUGGUGGAGAUGAAGGAGCGGUAUGAGACUACGUUGGAACUGUUGGGCGAGAAGAGCGAGUUGGUGGACGAGCUGAGGGCGGAUGUGGAGGAUGUCAAGGCUAUGUAUAGGGAUUUGGUGGAGAGGACUAUCAAGUAG
Molecule: messenger RNA, 2637 nt
Organism: Parathielavia appendiculata
Lineage: Eukaryota; Fungi; Ascomycota; Sordariomycetes; Sordariales; Chaetomiaceae
Exons: 3
Coding region: 1-2637 (878 amino acids)
Cellular component (GO): endoplasmic reticulum; Golgi apparatus
Source: RefSeq, a predicted model, not a curated record